AUGCCAUUCGUCGCCACCCCAGACCAGGUCAAGGCAUUCCAGGCCUUCUCAAGCCGCCCAGGCUUCUCACAGGAAGCCAUCAGCGUGGACUUUACCACCACCUCAGACUUUGUGAACAGCGUCCUCCCACCUGGCCUAGAGGCUGCCGACCGCCCAGUGGGCACCGUGUCCAUCUCAACCUGGGAAAGCAAGCUCUGCGGAGAGUUCGAAUGCACAAUGGUCUCCCUCCAGGCGAAGCACAAGGGUGUUGAGGGCAAAUACAUCCUUACCCUUCUCGUGAGCGGCGACAUGCCCGUCACCUGGGGUCGCGAGAUAUGGGGCGAGAUCAAGAAGACAGGCGUCUGCCAGCUCUAUCGAAGUGGCAAUCGUCGAUAUGGGUACGGCGAGCGCAAGGGAGUGCGUCUGGUCGAGCUUAGUGCUGAUUUCGAGACUGAGACGCCAGGCAACGUUGAAAGAUCCUUGGGGUAUGAGAUCAAGGCCUAUCCCUCCGCCACUGGCAUUGGUCUGCACGACGACCCGCGACUGGUUACGCUCGAUAUUGUGGAGCAUAAUACAAAACGCGCAACUGGGAAGGGCAAACUCGUCCUCCGAGGAACCAAGAGCGACCCGCUUCACGAGAUUCCAGUGCUCUCGAUUGGCGAUUUCACCUAUGUUAGUGGCGUGUCCGAGUACAGUGUCCUGAGCGAGACUCCGUUGAAUGUAGGAGACGCGUAUCUUCCUUACCUUAUUGGGCGGCACUAUGAUGAUUUGCGUGUAUUUCACAUUGGUGAUAGCUUUGACCCCAGUGAGCAGGAAGAAGACGAGAUUUUUCCGGUGCAGCGACUUCAAUCCUCAUAG
Molecule: messenger RNA, 837 nt
Organism: Aspergillus versicolor CBS 583.65
Lineage: Eukaryota; Fungi; Ascomycota; Eurotiomycetes; Eurotiales; Aspergillaceae
Product: acetoacetate decarboxylase family protein
Exons: 1
Coding region: 1-837 (278 amino acids)
Molecular function (GO): lyase activity
Source: RefSeq, a predicted model, not a curated record